This is a messenger RNA of Lizanozyma spartinae, 1431 nucleotides long. It is a transcript of the gene WOR1, whose product is annotated as transcription factor WOR1. Gene Ontology annotation, molecular function: DNA binding. The record is from RefSeq and is a predicted model, not a curated record. The transcript has a single exon. Bases 1 to 1431 code for a protein of 476 amino acids. NCBI's taxonomy places the organism in Eukaryota, Fungi, Ascomycota, Pichiomycetes, Serinales, Debaryomycetaceae.
AUGAAUCCUACAUUUUAUGGGUACAUUAACUCUACAACCGAUGCUCUUAUUUUAAUCCAAAAUGUUCUUGAUAACCAAUUUCUGCUUGUCCGUGGUAGAUUACAGGGUAAGGAAAGAGCGUGUUUAAUCAGAUCGGGUAAUGUGUUUGUCUUUAUCGAAGAACAAAGUGGCAUCAAAAGAUGGACAGACGGUAUUUCCUGGUCGCCCUCUAGAAUAAAUGGUCAAUUUUUAGUGUAUAAGGAAAGAAAUAAGCCUAGACUGAAGAGCUUCCUUUCUAAGGAGCUGUCUAGCUCUCCUAUUAGUGCUGAUGAGAGUUCUAUUACUUCUAGGACCCCCAACACUGACUCUAUUUCUAGUUCUAGAUCAAGUAUCUCCGAUCCCUCGGGGACCAAGUUUGCUUCUAAUGAGAAUGGUGGUGUCGGCGGCAAUGGUAAGCUUGUCAAGAAGACUCUCUCACUCAACUACAACAACCAAACGUUUCACAUGAUCUCAUAUUACAAUCCUGAAGACAUUUCCACUCUACCAACGCCGACUUCGACGUUGAACAACUAUAUAAAUCCUGCCUUAUGGAUCGCGUUGAAGAAAACCCUGUCAUUAGGGAACAAGAUUACCCUCUUUGAUGAAUCGUAUUACAUUGGUGCUUCUUCUAAAGACACGAAGGGUAAUUCACAACAGUCUCAAAUACUUAACCUGGUUGCAUUGAACGGGUUGUCGCAAUCCAAUGAUUACCUUCAACAACAACAACAACGACAACACCCUAAUUACUAUCCAGGUAACUCUGUCUACACCCCUGUUGACCCCCAUCAACUUCCACCAUUACAUACAUCGCAUCUGGAUUAUACCGUCAACAACUUACAUCAACAACAGCAACAGCAUCCACCUCGCUCUAACGAAGGUUUAAACUAUCACCGUUCUACUAGUUACCCUGCACCAAACCCUACACCCUUUUACGCAAACGGCAACACUACUGCUCCUCUUUUCAACAACUACGAUAAUAACUACAAGCAGUAUUCUACUACACCAUUUCAGCAACCUCAGGGGACCUAUCAGCUGAAUUACUCUCCUUUCACAACUCAUACACAACAGCCACAGCAAAUGAAGCAGACAUUCACUCCAUUGCUUUCAAAUGUCCCAGCACAAUAUGACAAUAACAAUAGUAGUAAUAGCAUCAAUGCGAUUACUCAUGGAGACUACAACCAAAGUAGUACACUUAACAACUCUUAUGGGUCCUAUUCUUACCAAGUGAGACCUACUCCUAACACUGCAAGCAGUUGCUAUCAGGAACCACUACAGCCACCACAUACAGAAAUGAACCCUCCUAACAACGGCAACCCAUCAGUGGUUGUUCCAGUACCCAUGUGGUACGUGGAACAACAACUGGCACCAUUAAGCCAGAAUAUAGGUGAUCAGAUGUUGGAGCCCAUUCAAUAA